Molecule: messenger RNA, 682 nt
Organism: Bubalus bubalis (water buffalo)
Lineage: Eukaryota; Metazoa; Chordata; Mammalia; Artiodactyla; Bovidae
Gene: CHCHD7
Product: coiled-coil-helix-coiled-coil-helix domain containing 7
Exons: 5
Coding region: 393-650 (85 amino acids)
Source: RefSeq, a predicted model, not a curated record
GAGCGGGGGCAGCACGUUGGGAUGCGCGCUACUUAAGGCCCAGCUGCGUGAGCCAUUGACGUGUUUGGAGCUGGAGACGGCCUGGGCGCUGGCGGAGCGGCCGCCCGAGGUGGUGUGGUUUUUAAAGAAUUUCUAACCGACGAUGGUGAUAAAAAGUAGAACACUUUCACGGAAGGGGGGCAACCUGAGUUCAGUCUGCGUCCGAUCAUUGUUGAGAUUACAUCCAAGGAGUGUGAACAGCGGAGCAGAGCUCUGUGCUCAGAACACAGGACACACGUAGACAAGAAAGCCGUGAGUUCAUUUUGUGGCCUCACCUGUCUUAGGAAGAAGUCAAGCCUACAAAGGAAUUCUGUGCGGGAGAGGAAGAAGCUUCUAGGGAGAAGACACUUAGGAUGCCCCUGGUGACACGGAGGCUGAGGGAUCCUGACGUAAACCCUUGCUUGUCGGAAUCGGACGCGUCUACCAGAUGCAUGGCCGAAAACAACUAUGACAAGGAGAGCUGUUCUUCUCACUUCUUGAAGUACAAGAACUGCCGGAAGUUCUGGAACUCUGUCAUGAUCCAGAGAAGACAAAACGGAGUGAAGCCGCCCAUGCCCACGGCAGCAGAGAGAGACGAGAUCUUGGGAGGAUUGGGGAAGAUGCCCUAUUGAGUGCUUGCAUUAAAAUUAUUUAUUUAACUUAG